Messenger RNA from Cucurbita moschata (crookneck pumpkin), 895 nucleotides. Its product is annotated as COP9 signalosome complex subunit 8-like. Gene Ontology annotation, biological process: COP9 signalosome assembly; protein deneddylation. NCBI's taxonomy places the organism in Eukaryota, Viridiplantae, Streptophyta, Magnoliopsida, Cucurbitales, Cucurbitaceae. The coding region runs from base 70 to 663 and encodes 197 amino acids. The record is from RefSeq and is a predicted model, not a curated record. The transcript has 5 exons. Gene Ontology annotation, cellular component: COP9 signalosome.
AGAAGUAGAGAUGGAGCAUUCGUAGCAGAACGGGAAGAGGAGAAGACGAGCAGAGGGCAGAGAACAAUCAUGGAUUUUGCUCGUCUCACUGAGGCUUUGGCUUUCAAAUCUUACGAAAAGAUCGCUGAUAUUUGCGACGACCUAAUGCUCCAGGCUGCAGCCGAGGGCGUUGAUUAUCAGGAUGAAUGGCCUUACGUGAUCCAUUUUCUUGGCUACCUUUACGUCGAUGACAUCAAUAGUGCUCGAUUUUUCUGGAAAUCAAUACCUUCCACUAUAAAAGAAAACCGACCAGAACUGGUUGCCGUUUGGAAAAUUGCCCAAAAGCUAUGGAUUCAGGACCAUAGGGGCGUGUACGAGGCUAUUCAUGGAUUUGAUUGGUGUCAAGAAGUUCAGGGCAUAUUAGUUGCAUUUUCAGAUCUUUACAGAAGGAGAAUGUUUCAGUUGCUGGUGUCUGCAUAUUCUACAAUAAGCAUCCAUGAUGCAGCUCACUUCUUGGGAAUGAAUGGGGAAGAAGCCAAAAAUUAUGUAACAGGGCGAGGAUGGAUUGUUGAUGUUGCUUCUGAAAUGUUGACUGUGAAGAAACAAGAAAUUGGGAGAGAGCAGAAGUUAGAUUCCAGUAAAUUGCAGCGCUUGACCGAAUAUGUUUUCCAUCUUGAACAUUGAGGACCCAUAAAUGCUUUAGUUGUUCUUAGUUCGUUGUGUCCUUUAGAACUAGAGCCAUGCUUUGGUGGAUAUCUAUCUUAAUUCCCCCCAACUCUGAACUGCUUGUUGCUAUAUUGUUCUUGUGGGGGAAACUUUCAAAUUAGUUUUGGAUAGAAUUAAACCCUUAGCUGUCUCUUUGAUUUUGACAUUGAUUCUACUCAUUUGAAAGAUGUUCCUUUGGCGGUUUUUGUCU